GUGGCGACCGCGGGCACCGGGGGGUGUCGGGGGGCGCGGUUUGCUCCUGGCGAAACUGAAAAUGUUACUUUGUACAAAAAGUACCUUAAGUUUGAAUGCCCUGCAGCCUCCUGUAGAAUUAAGCUGCUCUCCAUUGGCUCAAGCAUAGAUCUAGACAGAGUGCAAACUAUAAUGGAGUCUAUGGGAUCUAAGUUGUCUCCAGGUGCUCAGCAACUCAUGGAUAUGGUCCGAUAUCAGCAGAAAAACAGUUUACCUCUUGGAGACAAACUUAAUUGGAUCUUUGGGAAAAAUUCAGAGCUUGGGGGUGACCAUGCAAUAGAUGGAUUGCACAGUGCAGCUACUCGGCCAUCACUAGAUCAGUCAGCCAGUGAACUGCUGCCUGUUGAAAGUCAUUCAACAAGUGAAACAAUACAUGAAGGCUUAAAAAUAAGUCGUGAUCUGAACACCCUGGUACCUGAAAGAGGGAACACUCUUGAUUCUGAAAGACUUACUGCUCAGCAAAAUACAGUUGACCUCAGAAAUUGUUUAAAACUCAUGGGAUCUUUGCAUGUGCAGGAACAAGCGAGCGAACCCCCAAAUGUGGCUCAUCCACAGGUGCUGCUUCCUUUUCUUCAAAACCUGUGUAGUCAGGUGAACCAUCUUCGGCUAAAAGAUGGCGAUAGGCGUUUUGGUAAAAAUGUGGUGACUAGAGAGGAAGGUGUUCAGUGUGCCGGACUAGAACAACAGCCUAUUUGCUCCUAUUUGGAAAAGAUCAUCUCAAAAAAUAUGGAUCUGAUGGAGAAAAAACUAAUGGACUAUAUUGAUCGCCAGAUCCAGGCUCUUCAGACACACAUAGAUAACAAAAUGGUUCUCUUAAUGGACUUGGUUCAGAACUCAAAGCCAAACAAAAUUUCACAAGCGCACUAUGAUUCUAAUGAAGGGUUCUCUAAUGGAGAGAGGUAA
Molecule: messenger RNA, 942 nt
Organism: Leptosomus discolor (cuckoo roller)
Lineage: Eukaryota; Metazoa; Chordata; Aves; Leptosomiformes; Leptosomidae
Source: RefSeq, a predicted model, not a curated record